AUGGGUGUUGCAGUUCUACAACCAGAGGAUUAUUUAAAGAUAUCGAAUCCCAUGAAACACCACAAAAAUCUUUUCUCGAACCCGAACCGUUCGAAUCGGGCAAACCCAAAACGUAGGAACCGGUCUCCGACCACCUCCCCUCCUCCUCCAUCUGUCGAUACCAAAUUCCCGGCCACUAAUUUCGUGAUGGGUCAAGUGAAGAUCCUCAAACGUGGCGAAUUUCCAGAAAAACGGUCGCCCCGGAAGUCCGAUAGGUUCGAAAAGGAAAACGUUGAUGUAGAUCUGGGUUCCACUAACCGUUUAGGUCCAGAUCCCUUGUCGAUUCCCAUCCAGACACGACUCACCGAGUUAAACAACAACAGCAACAACAAAAAUAAGGUCAACCCAGUCCCCUUUUAUGCUGGGUCUGCCUUCAUAACCUCGCCUCCUCCAAGUUCUGUUCCGAUGCCAGCCUUCUUCACUAAGAAGAUGGAGGUUUCUGUAAAGAACAGCGAUGCCACAAGUGACUUGAGGAUGAUGCUGAGGCUCGAUCUGUAG
This is a messenger RNA of Hibiscus syriacus, 537 nucleotides long. RefSeq lists its product as uncharacterized. Bases 1 to 537 code for a protein of 178 amino acids. The transcript has a single exon. NCBI's taxonomy places the organism in Eukaryota, Viridiplantae, Streptophyta, Magnoliopsida, Malvales, Malvaceae. The record is from RefSeq and is a predicted model, not a curated record.